CCUGUAUGUACCACGUGAUGGCACAUAUGCUUUUUUAAUCCUGUGAACCUCGGUGGCCAAGUUCGGAUAGAUAAUGGAAAUUUUCAGGCUUGUCAGCAGAUCAGAUACCAAAUUCGUGACAGUUAAACCACAGAUUUACAACAUGGGACACCAAACGUAGCGUGAACUCAUCAUGCCGAAAAAGAAGCGGUAUCAACGCGUACGCGAGGAAACCUACACGGGUAGAACUUCUCGGCAAAGUACAUACUCGAGCAUCGCAGCAUCUCCAGCAUCAGAAUUGCCUGACAAUGUCAUCAGAAACAACUUUGCGAUUGGUGAAGACGUGGAUCCCGCCGAGUGCCUCAAAUACCUUCAAGAAGUGUUCCAUGGAAAGUUGGACCCCGACGUAAUACAUAUGGUCCUCACAGAAUGCGAAUUCAAUGUUGAUGUCGCACUGGAAGGACUGCUCACCUUGCUCAACGAACCACCAGAAAAUGGCCCAAGUUUGCUUUUGUCAAUGCCCAAGGGACCUAAGAUUUCCAACCUGUCUUCUUCCAGCAGCAGUGAAAGUGUCGCCACAGAAAACAUUGUCACAUCCGAGGCCGAGGUACACAAGUCAAGUGAAGAAAGCGAGAGGGAAAGUCUUCGGGGAAUGGACAUUGGAAGAACAUCAUCUGCUUUUGGACAGAGUUCCGACCCCCGCACUCAUAAAUCAAAGUUAUCCUCACCAAGUCUGGCAGACCUGGUCGAUGCACCACCAUUCGUACCAUCCACAAAUUACGCAGCACCUCCCUUAUACAGCGAAGUAUCGAAGUUACCAGACCCUGACGUUGCCCAAGAAACGACGGCUCACGGAGACUUUCGCGCACGCCCGUCGGCAAGUAAAGCUCCGAGCGCAAAAGCACCGUCGGUAUCGGCGCAAGAGGACAAGAUACGAAUGCUUGUUGGACACGGCGAAAAAGUUCUGGUGUUAUUGCGCGGUCUCCCGGGCAGCGGAAAGACAACGCUCGCCGAAAAGAUAAGGGGAGGCGGAGUGGUUCUGAGCACGGAUCACUUUUUCUACAAGAGGGACGCGUACAAGUUCGACAAGACGAGGCUCCCUGAAGCGCACGAGUGGAACAAGGGUCGCGUCAAGCGGGCCGUCGAGGAGGGUCGCACGCCCGUCAUUGUCGACAACACAAACAUCGAAGCCUGGGAGAUGAUGCCGUACGUUGCAAUUGCUCUUCGGGGCAGGUACCACGUCGUCGUGCUGGAACCCGACACCCCCUGGAAAUUCAACGUGCGACAGCUCGCACGACGAAACGUUCACGGGGUGCAAAGCCGGAGCUUGGAAUUGAUGUUGGCACGGUACGACAGAGACGUUACGGCAGAGUCGCUGUGCAGGAGCCUCGGACUUUCGCAGAAAUCGCCGGAGUCCCCCGAACGCGGGGACGUGUCGGCUCCUCCGUGCGGUGAAGCUGACCCUCUGAAAGACUUGUCGUGGAGGAAAGCCAUGGAAAGUGCUGGGGAUGAAAAAGUUGAAAAUUGUGAACACGAAGCAACACCAGUUGCAGAGGAAACAAUCAGCUUGCAAGACCUGAUGGUGCUUGUGCAAAACGACAGUGAAGAGUCUAGCAACAGAAGCAGGCAGAGCUCGGGAAGCUGGUCGUCAGAACAAGAAUGCAAUGACUGGGAGGAAGUAACAGACGACGAUUUUCUCUGGAAGGCGUCUGCAAAGAAUGCAAUCAUGAAAAAACAUUCCGUUCAGAGUGCCAUCGAGGAAGAACCAGAAUUGUGUGGUACACAAGGCGAGAGUGACGCGGAGCAAGGACGCCGUACAGAUUUGAACAAAGGGUUAAUGGAAGUUCAUGAAAGUGAAGCCAUGGGAGAUGCCCCAAAGCCACAAAGACCUUCUGAAAACUUUCGUGCAAUAGCAAAGGCAGUACAUCCAUCAGAAAAAGACGAAGAGAUCAGUUUCUCCGAAUCGUGGAAUCCCCAGGAUAACAGAGAAGUAGAAGUACUAGGUGAGGGUCCAAAACCCCAACGGCAAAGAGAAUCGCCCAAGAAGCGAGGUAGCCCAACACGUGCUUCAGCAACCGAGAAGGAAGGUUUGAGAGAAGAAUUUGACGAAGUGCUAGUUACAAAGUCCCUCGAAAAUCUUACGUUGGCUUCAACAGAAUCAUCGGAGAAAGCAAAAGGUUCAAAAUCCCUAGAGAGCAUUUCGAAAGUUUCUUCAAAAAUAUCCCAGCUGGCGGGACAUCGUGAUGUGCAACGCAGAUCGAAACAACAUAAGGUAUUCGGCCUGGAACGGUCCGUUAGGGACGUUUCGUGGAGCAUCCCGGAGUUUACGUCGUGCGAGUCGUUGCAAGCGUGCGAAAAGAAAUCCACCACUGCACUGGCUAUGGCGGACGACUGGUCCCCUGCUUAUAGUGCUGAGAUGUCUGAGUUCAUGUCUUGCGAGUCACUGCUGGCCCAUCAAAAGAAAGAUGCUACAACGCUGACUACGGCAGAUGACUGGUCACUUGUGCAUUACGUUCUGACGGGAAAGUCAAACGAGUUGCCUUUAAUAGUUCCUAGAGACACAAAGAAAACUACUAAUAUUGAAAGCCCAGUACCGAAACGCGAUUGUAACCUGAGAGAUCAAAGCACGACCACCACUGACCUUCCCGCUCCAGAGCUGGACCCAUUGGACAGGCUCGAACUUUUACAGCAGUGUAUUCCAGAAGCUUCGAAGCCAGACUUGGAGGACAUCUUCCACCAGUGUCAUGGCGAUCACAUGUGGGCAGCAGAUCUCCUCCUCGAGUCGGGCACAGUCGGUGAUCUGAAGCCUCUAGUCAUCCGCGAAGAAGCCGAAGAAAGUGCAGAGUCGGUCAUUUCCAGCGAGCCCGAAGAGAAGAAGGAUGCGCAGUUCCAGCAGCAGGUGGCCAAGGAGCAGUCCAACAACAUGCACACGUUUCAUCAGCCUUCCGCCAGUGGGCAACCUGUCUUGUACGGCGACUACGGAAGUUGCGGAGAAUACUUUGGCGGAGAAACCUACUAUCGGUGCGAAGCCGCAAAUUAUUACACCGUAGACGGUGCUUACGAGAGCAUGGCCAACGGGCACGGCAUGGAAGCCGCGGAGCAAGAUUCUGAUCCGCCUUUCUUGCUGACGCUGACUCCCGCUUUUGCGUCGCAGUUAGUCGAAACGUUCGGAUCCGACGGCCUUCAUGUUUCUACAGACGCUUUCAAUCGCGAGGACCUGAGCGUCGCCAUCAGUCAUAGCUUGGCGAGAGAGGUGCAUCGGCUGUGGAUGCAAACCCUGAGACAGACACUGAACAGAGAAGACCAGGAGAUGAUAGAGAUGGCGCAAGAAACCAGAAGACAACAAAAUCAAGAGGACCAGCGCGGAGCAUCACCAAACGAAAGCACUCGCUUGACACAAGAUAGCGAUUUUCCAAUUCCUCCUCCCCCACAGUGGACAAAACCUUCUCAUGAGAUGAGCUUCAAAGAAAUCAUGGAAAUGGAGGCAGAGCUAGAAAAGCGAAGAAAGGAAAGGAUUAAAAAGUCUGAUACCGACAUGGCAACAAAGCUAAAAAAUCAGAAGCUCUACGACAAGUUCCCUGGCAUUGAUCGUCAGGCGCUGGAUGAAAUAUUUGCUGCCAACAACUAUUCCCUGUUACAGUCAGUGUCCACAAUUAAUGAGACGCUGGGAAUUGACCCGAGUGUGAGCGACGCUGCAGAACACCAGGAAGCUAUAGCCGAGUUGGUGAUGGCGGAGAGCAGGAUGCAGCAGGAAGAGGAAGACAUGGCUUGGUGUCCUACCGUAGAGGGUCACGAAAACAUGUACGAGCGACUGCAAGUCUUUGGAGACUAUGAUGCUCUGCGGAAGGAGGCCACCGUGCACUACCAUUUGCGGCAGGAGUCCUUCCAGAAGGCCAAGAGUGCUUAUCACCGGGGAAUGAAGACAGUUGCGGCAUUCUACUCGCAGCAGGGUCGCUUGCAUGCGGAGAAAAUGCGAACAGCCAAUGAGAGAGCGUCAGGAAUAUUGUUUGACCUCAGGAACGCCAGUUGCGACGACAACACUCUCGAUUUACAUGGUUUGCACGUGCAAGAAGCAAUCCAGGUGCUCAAGAACUUUGUUAAAUUGAAAAAACGUGAAGCCUGGUGCUUACAGAAAAGGAUGGUCCUGAGGGUCAUCACCGGACGUGGGGCUCACAGCUCCCACAACAUCCCGAAGGUCAAGUUUGCUGUCGAAGGGUACUUACGCAGCAGCCAGCUCAAUUACGACGAAAUGCAAGCCGGUAUGUUCCACAUAAAGUUAUAGAGUGAAACGAGCAUCAUCUAUACACCAGCUUUUUUAAAUGGUGAUCAGACUUAAAAUGAGUGCCAUGCACAUAGGUAGCUCCGUAGUUUGCAAUCGGGUUGUUUUGUACCACUGUUUUGAAUGGGUCAGAGUUGAAAGACGCAUGAAAUUGUGUUAUCUGUUUUUUUUUUGCAAGAACUGGUAUGAUCUCAGUCAUGCAUGAGCUUGGUUUAGGUAUUAUGCUCAAACAUAUUUUAGUACACAAUCCCAGGCAUUUACUUCGGGAUGGCGCAGGUAUAGACAGUUUAGGUUUGAAAGUACUUGUGGUGUUUGUGAUUGAACGUUUUGUUGGCAUGCACAGCAGCAACAACUAUUAGAGCUGUCUGGUGGUAACACGAGCUCAAAGACACAUUUUUAAUGUUGUUUCAUUCUGCCAUGUUAGGUUUUAAGAUGUUACAGAGAUGUUACGAAAAAAGAAAGGAUGCACAUCGGGUGUGUCUCAUGCUACAAUGUGUUCAAUCGCCGUCUGUAAAUAUACCAUCUUCCAUGAUUUAUACACUUUUUAUACACUUUGCUGUCGGGUAACACGUCUUGUACAGAUCUUUUUAUUGUUUAUAAAGAUCGAGGAGAGUUUUUUUAAAUGUUACAUGCAGUAUAUGUAGGGUCUUAUGUGUGAGUGUGAUGUGGGUAACGUGAGAGGAACAGGAACGGAAGUUGUUUUGCAUUGCUUAUCUGAGCAAGAGAUCGCAGACAUGGAUCACCCAACGAGCCUUCUGCGUCUGAAUGUGGCAUAGUAUGUGUUGUCCAUCACACAUCUGGAAAUGAAAUUGCAUUAUUAGAUAUGUAACACAUAGUCCGCAGAAUGGCAACAGAGAGUCGUAAAAAGGUAUAAAGGUGUCAGAGUGUGCGGAAGCUACCAAGGUUGUCUAACCAGUGAAAAAUUUUGCGUUUUAGAGAAAAAAAAAAAUAUAGUAUACACUUUGAAUUUUGUGUUUGUAUAUGCAGCUCAGUUUGUAAACGCUUGUCUUUUAAAGAGGCAGCAUGAAACUGUCAACUGACUGAGAUCAGAGUUGAGAACUGUAAUUUACGUGUAGAUGCAAAACGCAAAGCAGUGCAUCUUUGUUUCUUUUCCGUUUUUUAUCUUUUUUUUUUUUAACUAGAAACGUCCGGUUCAGUAUCAAAGUGACAUACGCAUUAGCUGCAGCACUUUGGCAGACGUCACACGAGUGUGCGGCUGAGAUAAAAGUGAUCCGGGACUUUUUCGAGAUGUGAUGAAACAUAAUCAGCAAAUUUUGUUUCAAAUGGGUGUCGUGAUUGCUUCUCAGGGCAGAAAUUGGAAGUAACUGACAGUGACCGCAAGUAAAUAACACAUGAUCUGUAAUUUGGAGAGUAAUUAAUUCUUUCUUGCGGAGGUGCACAUAGUACUUAUGCAUACUAUUUUAACACCUGAAGUCAUCACAGAAGCAAACUUCAGAUUUGUCCAUGGCAGUACUACUUCCAACAUUACCGAUUUUUAUUACGUAGAACUGCUCCUAAAAUUCUGUACUAAUGCCAAGUCACACUGAGUUUUAAAGCACGAAAAGUUUGAUCCCCUGUACCUCAUGCAAAUUCAUGAGGAUGCUAUGCCACAUGCAAAAUGCCUGUGGAACAGCAUGAAUCCUUCCGUAAUCAGGUAAAUGUUUAGUGCUUGAGGGUUUGGUGCUUAUCAUUAUUAAUAAUCAAGUGCUAAAAGAAACCAUAAAGUGAACAAUUUAUUUGUGAAUGAGAAAACUCUGCUGUGAUUUGUUGACAUUUUUGUCUUCCUCACAUCUCUAAAGCAAAGCAUUAUUGUUCUGGUGAGAACAGGCUAUGUUAACAAAAGGGAUUUGCAAGGCUCAAGGUUUGUAAAAGUGUACAAGCGUGAAACUGCUCAAUGACGUAGAUCAAAUAUAAUAAAAUUUGAAAUGAU
Molecule: messenger RNA, 6188 nt
Organism: Ornithodoros turicata
Lineage: Eukaryota; Metazoa; Arthropoda; Arachnida; Ixodida; Argasidae
Exons: 11
Coding region: 173-4261 (1362 amino acids)
Cellular component (GO): nucleus
Molecular function (GO): endonuclease activity
Source: RefSeq, a predicted model, not a curated record